Chlorocebus sabaeus (green monkey) is the source of this 1525-nucleotide messenger RNA. It is a transcript of the gene SFTPB, whose product is annotated as surfactant protein B. The record is from RefSeq and is a predicted model, not a curated record. Gene Ontology annotation, biological process: lipid metabolic process. Lineage: Eukaryota; Metazoa; Chordata; Mammalia; Primates; Cercopithecidae. Gene Ontology annotation, cellular component: multivesicular body; alveolar lamellar body.
GAUGGGAGGGGAACACCAAGGCUACCCCCAACCAGAUGCCCCCCACCCUCCUCAGCUUCCCUCCCACAGCCUGGAGAGGUGAGACCAGGAAUGGAGGCUUGAAAGCCCCUGGUUGGAGGAAGGCACAAGUCCAGCAACAUGGGAGUCCGGGCAGGGGGCAAAGGAAGCAGGAACAGGCCAUCAGCCAGGACAGGUGGUAAGGCAGGCAGGAGCGUCCCUGCUGGGAAAAGGUGGGAUCAAGCACCUGAAGGGCUCUCCAGAGCUAAGACAAACACUGAGGUCGCUGCCACUCCCACAGAGCCCCUAUGCCCCGCCCAGCUAUAAGGGGCCAUGCCCCAAGCAGGGUAUCCAGGCUGCAGAGGUACCAUGGCCAAGUCACACCUGCUGCAGUGGCUGCUGCUGCUGCUGCCCACACUCUGUGGCCCAGGCACUGCUGCCUGGACCACCUCAUCCUUGGCCUGUGCCCAGGGCCCUGAGUUCUGGUGCCAAAGCCUGGAGCAAGCAUUGCAGUGCAGAGCCCUAGGGCACUGCUUACAAGAAGUCUGGGGACAUGUGGGAGCUGAUGACCUAUGCCAAGAGUGUGAGGACAUCGUCCACAUCCUUAACAAGAUGGCCAAGGAGGCCAUUUUCCAGGACACGAUGCGGAAGUUUCUGGAGCAGGAGUGCAACGUCCUCCCCUUGAAGCUGUUCAUGCCCCAGUGCAACCAAGUACUCGACGACUACUUCCCCCUGGUCAUCGACUACUUCCAGAACCAGAUUGACUCAAAGGGCAUCUGUAUACACCUGGGCCUGUGCAAAUCCCGGCAGCCAGAGCCAGAGCAGGAGUCAGGGAUGUCAGACCCCCUGCCCGAACCUCUGUGGGACCCUCUGCCAGACCCUCUGCCGGACAAGCUGGUCCUCCCCGUGCUGCCCGGGGCCCUCCAGGUGAGGCCUGGGCCUCACACACAGGAUCUCUCUGAGCAGCAAUUCCCCAUUCCUCUCCCCUACUGCUGGCUCUGCAAGGCUCUGAUCAAGCGGAUCCAAGCCAUGAUUCCCAAGGGUGUGCUAGCUGUGGCAGUGGCCCAGGUGUGCCGCGUGGUACCCCUGGUGGCGGGUGGCAUCUGCCAGUGCCUGGCUGAACGCUACUCUGUCAUCCUGCUCGACAUGCUGCUGGGCCGCAUGCUGCCCCAGCUGGUCUGCGGCCUCGUCCUCCGGUGCUCCAUGGAUGACAGCACUGGCCCGGGGUCGCCCACAGGAGAAUGGCUGCCACAAGACUCUGAGUGCCGCCUCUGCAUGUCUGUGACCACCCAGGCCAGGAACAGCAGCGAGCAGGCCAUACCACAGGCACUGCUCCAGUCCUGUGUCAGCUCUUGGCUGGACAGGGAAAAGUGCAAGCAAUUUGUGGCUCAGCACACGCCCCAGCUGCUGACCCUGGUGUCCAGGGGCUGGGAUGCCCACACCACCUGCCAGGCUCUCGGGGUGUGUGGCACCACGUCCAGCCCUCUCCAGUGUAUCCACAGCCCCGACCUCUGAUGAGAACUCAGCU